Exophiala bonariae is the source of this 1668-nucleotide messenger RNA. RefSeq lists its product as uncharacterized. The record is from RefSeq and is a predicted model, not a curated record. NCBI's taxonomy places the organism in Eukaryota, Fungi, Ascomycota, Eurotiomycetes, Chaetothyriales, Herpotrichiellaceae. Gene Ontology annotation, molecular function: amino acid transmembrane transporter activity. Gene Ontology annotation, cellular component: membrane. The coding region runs from base 1 to 1668 and encodes 555 amino acids. Gene Ontology annotation, biological process: amino acid transmembrane transport. The transcript is spliced from 3 exons.
AUGUCUCACAAAUCAGAGACCUUACCAGGAAAGACUGAAGGAGAUGUGGAGAUGACUUUGCACACAAUCCAGACAACUGGCAUGGGCAAUGUCGAGGAUCUCCCAGACAAGGUGCAAGAUGCCCUAGCAGAGAUUAAGGAGGUUCGACAAGGUCUGAAGCAGCGCCAUAUCCAGAUGAUUGCCCUCGCAGGCACCAUCGGGACUGGUCUGUUCCUAGGGUCUGGACGAGCCAUCGCCCGUGGAGGGCCUCUGGGGGCAUUCCUUGGCUACACCAUCCUUGGGUUGACAGUCAUGCCUGUGGUCUAUGGUGUUGGUGAGAUGGGUACGCUGGUCCCCAUUAGCGGUGGCAUUGUGCGUUAUUCAGAAUACUUCGUCGACCCAGCCCUGGCAUUUGCCAACGGCUGGAACUUGGUUUAUGGUUUCCUGACUGCGAUACCUGCGGAACUUGCAGCGGUCGCUGUCUUGGUCGAAUUCUGGAACACCUCAAUCAGCAGUGGCGUAUGGAUUACCAUCUUCGGCUUGAUUAUGCUGAGCACCGCACUUCUCUUUGUCGGCAUUUAUGGAGAAAUCGAGUUCACCUUUUCCACACUAAAGAUUAUGUUGAUCAUUGGUGUCAACAUUAUGGCAUUGGUCAUUACCUGUGGCGGUGGUCCCAGCCACGAAACCAUUGGGUUCCGAUAUUGGAAGAACCCAGGGCCCUUUGUCCAGUACCUAGGUAUCAGUGGUUCCUUGGGUGAAUUUCUAGGCUUCUGGACUGUCUUAUCCAACGCGCUGUAUGCUUUCUCCGGAAUCGAAAACAUUACACUCCCAGCAGCGGAGACGAAGAACCCUCGUCGCGCUAUUCCAAUGGCCACCAAGCGAAUAUUCUGGCGUAUCUUAAUGUUCUACGUCAUUACGAUCUUUAUGGUUGGUUUGGUCGUACCAUCCAGCAACCCGCUAUUACUCAGAUCAACCGGAACCGCUGCUCAAUCUCCUUUCGUCAUUGCUGCCAAAGACGCCGGCAUCAAAGUCGUCCCCAGCAUUAUCAACGCAAUCGUCUUGACAUCCGCAUGGUCAUCUGGCAAUGCCAACAUCCUAGGCGGCCCACGUAUCCUAUUCGCACUCGCUAAGCAUGGCCACGCACCCAAACUCUUCACCCGUAUCAACCGUUUCGGCGUGCCUUACGUCGCCAUCUCACUGUUCGGACUCUUCAUGUGCCUGGCAUACAUGACACUGUCAACGAGCGCGAAUAUCGUCUUCGGCUGGCUGCAGGACCUGGUCGCCAUCAGUACGCUAACGAACUGGACCACGAUUUGCAUCACAUACCUGCGCUUUCAAUACGCAUGCAAAGCCCAGGGCAUCGACCGCCAUACACAACUCCCAUGGGCUGCACCAUUCCAACCCUGGAGUACUUGGAUCUCGCUUGUCUUUUUCAUCGUCAUCUAUCUGACAAAUGGUUACAAGAUCUUCAUUCAUGGCCACUGGGAUGAGGAGACAUUCGUUUCGUCUUACUUGAAUCCACCCGUCAUUGUUGCGUUGUACUUCAUUUAUAAGUACGUAAAGAAGACCAAGCUGGUACCUCUGACAGAAGCACCAAUUCGUGACUUCUUGCAGCUGGCUGAGGCAACUCCGGAACCUCUACCCGAGCCGAAGCGCGGGCUGAAGAAAUUGAACUUCCUUUGGGAAUAG